Messenger RNA from Arachis duranensis, 3730 nucleotides. RefSeq lists its product as uncharacterized. The coding region runs from base 253 to 3477 and encodes 1074 amino acids. The transcript has 7 exons. Gene Ontology annotation, biological process: protein transport. NCBI's taxonomy places the organism in Eukaryota, Viridiplantae, Streptophyta, Magnoliopsida, Fabales, Fabaceae. The record is from RefSeq and is a predicted model, not a curated record.
GACGAAACUUCAAAUUUUUUUUUCCCCUAAUUGUAACAAAAAUUACUCUUUCCUUCGCCUGCAAGAUCCACUCUUUUCAUUCUCUAUCUUCCACAUAUAUUAUUUUAAUUCUAAUCUCUUAAUCAUCAAUUUCAUUGUUGUACAAAGCACAAUUCGAAAGUGAUUCCCUUUCUUAUAAUAUAUCAGAUAGGUAGAAUUACAGUUAGUAAUUAGAGUCUUCAUCUUCAUCGUUGAUUAAUCCCUGCAGAAACUAUGUCUUCUAUGUUGCAUAGAAGCUUCAAGCCUGCAAAGUGCAAAACUGCAUUGAAGCUUGCGGUUUCGAGGAUAAAGCUUCUGAAGAAUAAGAGAGAAGCGCAAGUUAGGCAGCUUAAGAGGGAACUAGCUCAGUUGCUUGAGUCUGGUCAAGAUCAAACUGCUAGAAUAAGGGUUGAACAUGUUGUCAGGGAAGAGAAGACGAUGGCAGCAUAUGAUCUUAUUGAGAUAUACUGUGAACUUAUUGCUGCACGCUUGCCAAUGAUCGAGUCACAAAAAAACUGUCCCAUCGAUUUAAAGGAAGCAAUUUCAAGUGUAAUAUUUGCAUGUCCAAGAUGUGCAGACUUACCUGAGCUUGUAGAUGUGCGGAAGCAUCUUACAGUGAAGUAUGGGAAAGAAUUUGCAUCGGCAGCUGUUGAAUUACGCCCUGACUGUGGUGUAAAUCGCUUGUUGGUUGAGAAAUUGUCUGCCAAAGCACCCGAUGGUCCAACCAAAAUAAAAAUACUGUCUGCGAUUGCUGAAGAACAUAAUAUCAAAUGGGAACCCAAGUCAUUUGGAGAAAAUGAUGUAAAGCCUUCUCAAGACUUGUUGGCUGGGCCAAACACUUUUGAGAAGGCAACUUAUGCAGAACCUUCUCAAGUCCAUGUUCCAGCAGCUGUUCGUGAUGAAAAGGGUCCUCCUAACGUACAGGCUUCCUCACAAUUUAAACCGGUGUAUGAUAGACCAACAGGUUCGGAUGCGCAGAAUACAAGUGAUGCUACUAGAAAGGACACUGGAAAUCAGUCGAGACCAUCAGGCAUGUCUGAUCCCAAAAUUAUGCCUUCAGGAACUGGAAAUCAAGAAAUGCAUUAUAGAGAUUCAUAUUCUGAAAACAGGAGUGCUUUUCCUACUGUAAAGCAGAAUUGGAAUAUGGAAUUUAAGGAUGCUGCCUCUGCUGCACAGGCAGCAGCAGAAUCUGCGGAGCGUGCAAGCAUGGCUGCAAGAGCAGCUGCGGAACUUUCAAGUCGUGAAAAUGUAGCAAGGCAGCGUUCAAGUGAAUCACAUAGUUCUCCCAGAAGCCAGCUAAGAGAUGAAGUACCUCAAGAAUAUUCUUUUAAUGAUGACAAACACCUUUCUACAGGUUCUGCGUAUACCACCUUCCAGAGAGGCAGUUCUGGGAUGAACAAUGAAAAAAUUAAUACAAGAGAGCAAAAUAACUCGGUAGGAAUGCGCAAUGAAUAUUACAGGAAUAAUCAAGAGAAUGUAACGAAACAUGUGCAGUCUGCAUCAUUGACAUCUGCUAGUGCUUUUGAUGAUGAACACCUUUCUACAAACUCUGCUUAUAGCACCUUCCAUAGAAGCAGUUCUGGCAUGAAAAAUGAAAAAAAUAGUGCCAGAGAUCAAGAUAACAUGGGAGGAGCUCCCAAUGAAUAUUACAGGAAUAGUCAAGAGAAUGCAAUGAAACAUGUGCAGUCCGCAUCAUUGUCAUCUGCUAGUGCUUUUGAUGAUAACCCAUUUGCUAGCAGGUCUCAAAUGGCUGAUAUAAAUCAGCAUCACUCAUUUGAGCAAGGGAGCAGUGACUUCCGUGAUGUGAGAACAAAAAGGCAGGAAAGCAGAACUGAAGCAGAUUUUGUAACUAAACUGCAUGGUGAUAGUGAUGUGAACACUGAAGACAAUUAUGACUUUGGUGAUGCAAGUACAGAUAGAAAAUCUAGACAAGCUUCCUCUUCUCACCUCAUUUCUCCGAGUGAUGAUCGCAAUGAUAGUUUGAAUCUGAGUGGCUGGGGAAGGGUCAGUGAAGAUGUGGAAGAUCGGUUUGUCACUGGUGAAGGGAACACCAUGGAAACAAGUUCUUAUAAAGAUACUUCCGUUGUAUUUGAUAAUUAUGGAUCAGAGGAUGAUGAUUAUAAAUUUGAGUUUGAUGAAAAACCCAAUACAGUAUUCUUCCCAUCUCCGGAUAGCAAGUCACAUACUGAUUCAUUAGAAAAGAGAAAUUCUUGGAGCCAUGGACAAGAUAUUAAUGAGGAAGUGCCAAUUUAUAGUUCACAGUCAAAAGAAGACAUGUUGCCUGUCACUUUUGAUGAUUACGAUGACUCGGAUUCAGAUAGUGAGGUGAAUUCGGUCAAUUCUAAGGUUCCCGGGAAUUUUGGUUAUGUAAAUUCUGGUGUUGAUCACAGUACAAAGCUUGGGGCUUUAGAGGGGUCUUCAUCAAGAACUGAUAAGACUGCAGGUUCUGACAGAAAUCCUAGGUUAUUAUCACCAUCUUCAUUUGGUUCGGAUACUCUGGAAGAGCAUUUUGAGAGAAAGGUGGAUAUUGCUAGUGUUUCAGGAAAGAACUUUGGCAACAAUGACUCACCAACCAGUCAGCCAUCUUCAAGGGAAAGAAGCUCUGUAUUGGAUUCGGAUCUUAAGGCAAAUAUCCAUGCAUCACAGUCACCAAACACUUCCAUUGAUACUGAAAGUUUUCAGGAAUCUGAAAUAGGAAGUGCCAGGGAAUUAAACUAUGGAACAUUGAGGGGCGGUUUUCGCAACAAGGGUUAUAGUCGACCACCUUAUGUUAAGGGUACAUUGAAUAGGGUUCAAUCUCCACCAGAUGACAUGUCGAUCCAGAAUGAAAGAUCUUUGCCUACUGUGAGGACUUUAGUCAGUUCGGAUUCAAGGGAAGCGAGCACUAGAAACAGAAGUGUGGGUUUGAGAACACAGAGCACUUUUUCUGAGUCUGAUAACUUUGAACUGUCUUCAAACUCGCAGCAGCCUCUGACUAGUACUUACGAACCUCGUAUUCGGAUGGGGCAGAGUGAGACGAAAAAGAAAUCAAAGACAUACUUUGAUUCUGAUGAUAGCAGUUCUGACGAUGAACAGCCUAAACAAAAUUUAGCUAGUUCUGCUCGUCCUGGUAGCGGAGCAUCACGAAGAACAUCUGUUCCCUCGAAAACUGCGACUACUCGUACAAAACUUGGAUGGAAAUCUACUAGAGCUUCUCAGGAGAGUGAAAAUGAAGAGGCCUCAUCCAUGAAUAGCUCCGAAAAUCGAGCAAGUUCUGAACCUAGAUCAUCCACCAGUGUGCAACCUUCAAGUUCUCUUCCUAAGAAAGUGAUGCAAGAUUAUGGUGAGGAGCAAGAGGCUUCAAAAGGUGGAAGUUCUGAAGCAGAUACUAAGGAGAAGGCUGGUCAUGUUCAUCCAAAGCUACCUGACUAUGACUCCUUUGCUGCUCAUUUCAUGUCUCUUAGAAAGGGUCGCCAAUAAAUUUUGUUUGCUUUGCAUAUUAGUUGCGUAGCCACACUCAGUAUAUACUAUAUAGUACUCCUUAGAGGUUCAUCAUUCUUUUUUCAGCUUGUACUGGUAUUGGUAUACAUAGAUGCGUGAGUUUAAUAUUCAAAUUACUUGAGGAACAUAGAUGUCACAUGGUAUUUUUGUUGUAUAAAUUGAGUCACAGAAUUCAUCAAAUAUUCUUACGAACCAGCUCUGAAAAUACAAGAAAAAUUCAUAUUUCAUAAGC